CCCUCUCUCUCUCUCUCUCUCUCUCUCUCUCUCUCUCCUCUUAAAUAUCAUUUUCCUUUUUAUUUAGGUUUGGAAGGAAUUGAGCAGAAACAGGAAUAUAAGCAAAGAGAGAAAAAAAAAAAAGGAAACUAAGAAAAUAAAAAGGAAAAUAAAUGCUGUGGGUAUGUGUUUGUGUGUCUGCAUGACACCGAGUCACAGAAGAACCACAUAGCAUCCUUACUUUUCAAAAAUUUUCAUUUAAAUGGCCAUGGGUUGAUUCGUUUCCUCUGUAUGUUGCCUUGGUUUUAGCUUCUUUUUCAGAUAUUACCUUCUUAGAUUUCUUCAUCCUAAAACACCCAGAAUCUGGAAUUAUUACUCUCUUUUUUUGGGUGUUUUUGAGAUAAGGUUUGAUAAGAGAUUUUGAAUUGCAUGUGGCGUUGGUGAUUAGAUUGUAGAUUGGUGAAUCUGAAGAAGAACAAGAACUAGAAAGCUCAAAGAGAAGAUAAGAGGUUUUGCUUCAGAGAUGGCUGGUGCUUCUUCGUCUGCAGUGUUCUUUGGAAUGAGAGAAGAAGAUCAAAAUCAGAUGAAACCACAGCAUUCUUCAGUACCAACUUCAUCAACAAACCCAACUCCAGCUCCCCAGAAGAAGAGAAGAAAUCAAGCUGGAACUCCAUAUCCAGAUGCAGAGGUUAUUGCGCUAUCUCCCAAGACCCUAAUGGCUACAAACAGGUUUGUGUGUGAGGUAUGCAGCAAAGGAUUCCAGAGGGAGCAAAACCUACAGCUUCACAGAAGAGGACACAACCUGCCUUGGAAGCUAAAGCAGAAGACUACAAAAGAGGUGAGACGGAAGGUCUAUCUGUGUCCUGAGCCCACAUGCGUCCACCAUGACUCUUCAAGAGCUCUUGGCGACCUCACUGGAAUUAAGAAACACUACUCUAGAAAACAUGGUGAGAAGAAGUAUAAGUGUGAGAAGUGCUCUAAGAAAUAUGCUGUGCAGUCUGAUUGGAAAGCCCAUUCAAAAACAUGUGGUACUAGAGAAUACAGAUGUGACUGUGGCACUCUUUUCUCAAGGCGUGACAGUUUUAUCACUCAUAGGGCCUUCUGUGAUGCACUGGCUGAAGAGACUGCAAGACAUCCAUCCACCUUGAGCACCAUUGCCAGCCAUUUGUAUGGAACUGGAAGCAGCAACAUGAGCUUGGGGUUAACUCAAAUGGGUCCCCAAGUUUCUUCAAUUCAAGAUCAGAACCAAACACCUAAUGAUAUGCUCCGACUUGGUGGUGCUCGGACAGGUCAAUUCGAGUCUCUUAUCGGACAGUCUGUUGGUUCAGCAUUCAGACCUACCCAAACUAUGCCUUCAUCUGCUUUCUUCAUGCAAGAAUCAAACCAACGCAGCCAUGAAGAAAACCAAUCUCAACUUGGAUUAUUUCCAAACAAGCCAUUUCAUGGACUAAUGCAACUUUCUGAUCUUCAGAAUAGUUCAAACAACCCUCCUGCUGCCAAUCUGUUUAAUCUCGGUUUCUUUUCGAACAGCAGCAACAAUAGCAGCAUUGAUAAUGGCAGCAACACGAACAAUAAUAACAACAGCAAUAUAUCAUCUUCAAGCUUACUGAUUCCGAAUCAGUUCAACAAUGGACAUGCUAGUGGUAGCAGUGGUGAAGGGACAGGGUCCAACAUAUUCUCUGGUAAUCUUGUGGGUGAUCAUAUGAGUUCUGGCUUCGCUUCUUUUUAUAACCCAUCAGCUCAAAACCACAAUGUUGCUCCACAUAUGUCUGCAACUGCACUGCUUCAAAAAGCUGCUCAAAUCGGAUCAACCUCAAGCAACCAUGGGGCCUCUUUGCUGAAAGGGUUUGGAACCUCCUCCUCAGGGGGCGGAAAAUCGGAUCGCCCCCUUGCAGCCGCCAACUUCGGCAGCGGUUUUGGCGAAAACAAUGGAAAUAAUCUCCAUGACCUAAUGAAUUCCCUUGCUAGUGGUGGCUCCUCCAUUUUUGGAGGUGGGUCUGGAGGGAUUAAUACAUAUGGUGGGCAUGGACAAGAGGAACAUUAUGGUGGAUACAAUGAAAAUAAACUUAAUUUGGAACAACCACCACAAAACAACCAUAGCCCAAGUUUCGGAAACAUGGACCAAACCAAGCUGCACCAGAAUGUCAAUGUUACUGUUGGGGGCUCCGAUGGACUGACUAGAGAUUUUCUUGGGGUAGGGGAGAUAGUGAGAUGCAUGAGUGGUGGGUUUUCACAGAGAGAGCAGCAACGUGGGAUUGAUAUGAGCUCAUUGGAUUCAGAACCAAAGACUGCGCCGAAAAGCCAAUCUUUUGGAGGUGGGAGCUUUCACUGAGAUGAACUAGUAAGAAAAAGGAAGCAACAAAGCACAGGAAUUUCAACAUUGUUUAAGAAGCAGCUUUGUUCCUUUGCUUAUUGAUCCGGUUCACCCUAAAGUCUAUGUUCCAGCUAGGUGAUCAUAAAGACCAUGGAAUUUUGAUAUGUUAUUGAACAGGCAUCAAGAACUCCCUUAUAUUUUGAUGGAAACCUUAGCAAACAAUUUGUUGAUGUUUUUUUUUGUAGUGUUAAUGUCUUUUUCGAAUCAGAAAAAGAGCACAGAAGACAGAUAAACUUUGUGAGGAUAUCCUAAACUCAUGCUUUAGUUGCUUGACAAUUUAAGUGUUUUUGGUAUUGUUAAGAACAUCACUACAUCUUAUGUGUGGUCUGUGGAUGCAGCCCCAACCCGCCCAUGGUGAGGGUUUUCCCGCUUUGGUGGGGAUAGCACCAAGUCCAAAAGGGGUGGUUUUAACAAAAGCCAUCACCCUUUGCUUUUAGUUUCAGCUUCACUCAUAAUGAUGGCUUUAUUUCUUUGAAUUGCUGUAACUGAAGAAAAAAUUUAUUUCUUGCUUAUUCAGUUUUUGUUUAGAAACAGUUAGCUCCAAAUCAUAAGAAG
Molecule: messenger RNA, 2908 nt
Organism: Ilex paraguariensis (yerba mate)
Lineage: Eukaryota; Viridiplantae; Streptophyta; Magnoliopsida; Aquifoliales; Aquifoliaceae
Source: the annotation of a GenBank genome assembly